AUGCCUCCCAGAAGACAAAACCGUGCAAACAACCGUGAUAACAACAAUGACAAUAACAAUCCAGAACCUACAAUGGCCCAGAUUCUUCAGAUCUUGGCCCAACAGACUGCCAACCUGACUCAGCAGCAGGAAAGGCAGGCUAAUCCCCAGGUUACUUUCAAAAACUUUCAGUCCGUUAAUCCUCCAGAGUUUAAGGGUUCAGCGGACCUUAUUGAGGCUAGGAUAUGGUUGAAGGAAAUUGAAAAGGCAUUUGUGUUAGUUAAAGUGAGAGAUGAGCAGAAGACUGAGUUUGCUAGUUAUUAUCUGAAGGAGGAGGCCACCUAUUGGUGGGAGUCUGUGAGAGCAAUGGAAGGGACAGAGGAUGUUACUUGGGAUAGGUUUAAGGAGUUGUUUUUGGAGAAAUACUUUCCUCAAUUUCUCCAGGAUCGAAUGGAGUUACAGUUUUUAGAAUUGAAGCAAGGGGAUAUGUCAGUGGCUGAGUAUGAGAAAAAGUUUGCUGAGUUGGCUAGGUUUGUUCCAACCUAUGUAGAUACUGAUAGGAAGAGAGCUAAGAGAUUCCAACAGGGUUUAAAGGCAUGGAUCAGGGGAAAGCUAGCUAUAUUGGAAUUAGAUGCUUAUGCGGCUGUUGUUCAGAAGGCAAUGAUAGCGGAAACGGAAAGCGAAAUGUCUCAGAAGGAGAAAGAGGGAAAGAAGCGUAAGCCGGAACAUCAUGAGGGACAGUUUCAGCAGGGAAAGUUUCAGAACUUUAACCCGAAGAAAGGGAAAUUUCAGCAGGGGAGAAAUCCCACUUUUAAGAAGCUAGAUGUUGGUGGUAGUGGACAAGGUAACCGUCCAGCUAUUGGAAAUCAACCAAGGCCUCCAUUGCCGGAGUGCCAGAUAUGUGGAAAGAGACACGGGGGAAUCUGUAAUAGAUUGAAUGUGGUAUGCUAUAAGUGUAAUCAGAAGGGACACUAUUCUAGGGAAUGUCAGAACCCACCAGCAAGACCCCGAUGA
Daucus carota subsp. sativus is the source of this 993-nucleotide messenger RNA. RefSeq lists its product as uncharacterized. The record is from RefSeq and is a predicted model, not a curated record. The transcript has a single exon. NCBI's taxonomy places the organism in Eukaryota, Viridiplantae, Streptophyta, Magnoliopsida, Apiales, Apiaceae. Gene Ontology annotation, molecular function: nucleic acid binding; zinc ion binding. Bases 1 to 993 code for a protein of 330 amino acids.